Molecule: messenger RNA, 853 nt
Organism: Phalaenopsis equestris
Lineage: Eukaryota; Viridiplantae; Streptophyta; Magnoliopsida; Asparagales; Orchidaceae
Product: CRIB domain-containing protein RIC4-like
Exons: 2
Coding region: 354-788 (144 amino acids)
Source: RefSeq, a predicted model, not a curated record
CCUAGAAAUUGGACUUGCAAUCAGCCUGAAAUCAAAUAUUAACCAACCCAAACCACUCCAUGAUAUUCUUCUCUCAGCUGCCGCCAAGCUUUCUAAAUAUUUUCUUCCAUCUGAAAUCAUUUAGGCUUCCCACCAAAGCAACACACUACCCGACAUAACAAAUCCUCUUACUUCGCUUCCUUGUGGGAUUGAUAAACGAGACUCCACUAGAGCCCUGUCUUACUUGAGCGAUACGUAUACUUGCAUUUGAAAUUGCACUCUUCCUUUCAAUUCAUUCCGACAUUCUCUUCUCCUCCUUCCCUUUCUCCAUCUCCUUCCUCUCCUUUCUGUAAUCUGAUUCAGUUUAUACUAAUAUGGCUCUGAAGCAGCGGGUGGAGAGGUUCAUCAUGCUUCCCUUCUCAGUUGGUUGUGCUUCUCAGUCAGCCAUUAGAGUCUCCAAGAACCAACCAAAGAAUACUCACAUCAAAGAAGUCUUCAUGCUUGAAGAUGAAGAUGGGAGGGAGGAGAAUGCUAGACCCAAGAGUUCCUCAUUCUUUCUCCAGCUCCAAAGACCAAACUUCUUUGUUGGUAUUCAUAAACUAGCUAAAGGACUCAGGAACUUAUCAACUCUGUUCACAAUCUACAAAGAUGAUGAAGAAGAAGAAGAAGCAGAGAUGGAGAUCGGAUACCCUACAAAUGUGCAGCAUGUGGCUCACAUAGGAUGGGAUGGCUACAAUCAUGUGAGUGGAAUGAAGAGCUGGGAGAAAGCACCAGAGUUCUUAACUUUGUCUUCCCUUUCUUUGAAGUAAUUUGAGUUGGCCAUGUCCGCACAGGUGCAGGGUAGUGGUCCUCUUUGAGGUUUGGAUUAGUGUUU